Halteromyces radiatus is the source of this 1085-nucleotide messenger RNA. RefSeq lists its product as uncharacterized. Bases 51 to 833 code for a protein of 260 amino acids. NCBI's taxonomy places the organism in Eukaryota, Fungi, Mucoromycota, Mucoromycetes, Mucorales, Cunninghamellaceae. The record is from RefSeq and is a predicted model, not a curated record. The transcript has a single exon.
UUUUUUUUUUUUUUAUUAUUCCACUCCACUCACUCUUUUAGUUUUCUUUAAUGUUGCGCAUAAAUCCCAUACGAUUAGGACAACAAGUAAGACCAACAGUACGUUCUUCUUCCUUAUUUGCUAUUCGACAUGAAUCCACAACAUCCGAUGCUCCUACUCAGAAACCAACUUUAUCUCAACGGUUGGGUGGUAGUGGUCGUGGUAAAUUAAUGCCUUCUAGUGGUCAAGAAACUGAUGUCUUUGCCUCUUUUUUGGCUCAAGCACAAAAGAAACAACAACGAUCUCGCAACAAACAAAAACGUCCUCAACAAGCUAAACCUGGCCAAUUUGACGAUGCUGUUGAAACAUCUUCCAAUAAAAAAACUGACAACAAGCAACAACAACAACAACGACGACAACAACAAAAAACUUCCUCUGGUAAAGGACAACAACAACAACAAGUUGAACGAAAACCACGUCAACAACAACGUCGCGAUAUCAAGAAAUCAACAUCCUAUGGUUCUCCUUCUUCUGUACCUGUUCGUCGUACCACUACGUUUAUCGACAAGGACUUUGAUUGGGCUUCUUUAAAUCCUGUGAUAUCAACAAAUAAUGUGGAAGAAACAACCAUUGAUCCUGAAGAAAAAAAACAAAUGGAAAUGGAGUUGAAUGAUGGUGAUUAUACUCGGUUUAUGUCGAUAGGACAAUCGAUUCAAUGGCCUAGUUCUUUGGAUACCCAUGCUUUGGAAUCUUUGGUGAGUAGCAAUGCUUCUUAUGGUUUGGAUCAAAAGAUGACCUUCUUAUCAACCGUGGCCAAGGCUUCCAAUGUUGGUGGUGCUGCAGCAAAAAAAUAGGUUUCCUCAAUUACCUCUCUUCUUCUUUAUCCAGAUCUCUUGAUUCAAAACAAUUGUACAUUUUUCAUUUUACUUUCUCCUCCUUCCUCUCCUAGAUUAGAUUAUACAUUCUUUUUUUUUUUUUUUCUCUUUACGUGAUGCUCUUCCUGUUAGAUAUGUAUUGUAUUCUAUCCCUUUCAAAAAUCUUUUCUUAAUAAAAAAAAAAGUAUUAUUAGUUAUCAUUAAUGUCAUCAUAGUAAAAUGCCACAUGUA